This is a messenger RNA of Meriones unguiculatus (Mongolian gerbil), 2185 nucleotides long. It is a transcript of the gene Creb3, whose product is annotated as cAMP responsive element binding protein 3. Gene Ontology annotation, biological process: regulation of transcription by RNA polymerase II. The coding region runs from base 165 to 1310 and encodes 381 amino acids. The record is from RefSeq and is a predicted model, not a curated record. The transcript has 10 exons. Lineage: Eukaryota; Metazoa; Chordata; Mammalia; Rodentia; Muridae. Gene Ontology annotation, molecular function: DNA-binding transcription factor activity, RNA polymerase II-specific; RNA polymerase II cis-regulatory region sequence-specific DNA binding. Gene Ontology annotation, cellular component: nucleus.
GAGCCACUUCCGAGUUGGAGGGAACUGCAAGUCCCAGGACGCCACGGGGCUAAGUGCAUCACUUCUGUUGUGUUGGAAGCUGAGGCGAGUAGAAGCAGCUGGGAGGCGGCUGUGACUUAGAGUGACCGCUAGGCCCCUGGCGGGGAGUGACUAAGAUAUCCCAAAUGGAUCCUGGUGGUCAGGACCUGCUAGCUUUGGAUCCUGGUGAGCAGGACCUGCUGGGCUUCCUGCUUGAGGAAAGCGGAGAUUUGUGGGCUGCGACCGAGCAGGACGUAGAGGCUCCGCUGGACUUGCAGCUGCCGCCUUCCGAGAACUCCGUGCAAGCACUAAGCGACUGGGAGGUAGAGGAUUUACUGAGCUCUCUGCUCAGUCCCUCUGCAUCGCCGGAUGUUCUCAGCUCUUCCACCUCCUCCAGCUCCUCAGUUCGCCAUGAUCACAACUACUCCCUCCCACAGAACCAUGUCUCCAUCGAUCUAGAUACUGGGAGCUUCAAAAAGGAUGGGUUCCAUGUGACUCCACUGCGUGUAGAGGAAACAGCAGCGGAGCAGGAGAUUUCUAGGCUGAUACUGACAGAGGAAGAGAAGAGGCUCUUGGAGAAGGAGGGGCUUACUCUGCCCUCAACACUUCCUCUCACUAAAGUGGAGGAACAAGUUCUCAAACGGGUACGGAGGAAGAUUCGAAACAAGAAAGCAGCUCAAGAAAGCCGCAAGAAGAAGAAGGUGUAUGUCGGGGGGCUUGAGAGCAGGGUCUUGAAAUACACAGCCCAGAAUCAGGAGCUACAGAACAAAGUGCAACUUCUGGAGGAGCAGAAUCUGUCCCUUCUAGGUCAACUGAGGAAACUUCAGGCCAUGGUGACUGAGAUAGCAAACAAAACUAGCAGUGGCAGCACAUGUGUCCUGGUUCUGCUGUUUUCUUUCUGCCUUCUUCUGGUGCCUGCUAUGUACUCCUCUAACACAAGAGGGAGUGUGCCAGCUGAGUAUGUCGUGUUGCACCGCCAGCUUCGUGCCCUCCCCAGUGAGGACCAGCAGCAGCAGAAGCUGCCUGCCCUGCAGUCAGAGUUACCAAAGGACAGCACAAACCAGUUUCUGGACAGCUCAGAACAUACGCUCCUGGCCUCCAACUUUUCCUGCCUACUAUACCACAUGCCUCAAGCACAGCCGCCCCUGCACUGGCCACUCCUUAAUCUUUCCUCAGAGAUCCCCUUCUCGAGUCCCAACCUUCCCCUGCAAGCAAAUCUUUCAAAAAAUGGGGGAUGGCUGCCUGCCCACUGCCCUUCUUCUGUUACCUUACAGGGCAGGUAUUCAGGUUAGAUGUGACCCUGUCUGUACUCAGAUGGAUAAGAGUAGGGGAAGAGCUGGCCUCUGUUCCUGUGCCCUGUUAGCAUGCUUGGGAACUUGAAUGCACCACACUUACUUAUUUUUAUGGGUCUUUUAUUUAUACCCAUGUGUAUCUGUUGUCCCAUGAAAAGACUUGGAGAAAUUUACUGGCCUUGAGUAUUUCAUCCACAGAAGGAACGGGUAGUGUAAGAAAUAAAUAAGUAGUUGGUCAGCCCCUUUUUACUGGCACAGUCAGGGAGGAAGAAGGGAGAGGCAUGAUUGUCCUGUUGGCUCAGGCUGCAGUAGUUGCGGGAGGAAGGGGCAAAGACCAGUGCAGAGGCUGGGCCUCCUUAGUUCAGAGGGCUCACUCUGGAUUUAGGCUUGCCAAGAUUUCUUUGGUCCACGUUCUGGCUCUGUGCUUAGUUCUGUGCCCUGUGUGACUACUGGCCUGCUGCCCUUUUUAUGCUGCUGCUGUUGCAGGGCCAGCUGCAUGGCCCAGAUGCUCAGGGGCCGCAUGUAGGCCAGUGAGCGGAAUACUCGCUGCUGGCAGUAUGCCUCUGGGGUCUGGAAGGCCAGGCCCAGGCGUUCCCACACGGUGCGGUAACAGCCUUCAGCUGUCCUGAAACCUUCCCAAGUCAGGCCCUGUGGGAAGAGGGAGAAGACAUUUGUAGUAACUGGCUCUCUUGGGACAAUUACUGCUUAGCUGAGCAGGUAAGAUAGUAGGCCAUUUGCCCUAAAGGCAAGAACCUAAAGGCAAGGUGGAAUGCAUGCCAGGGAAAAGGGGGCUCUGUGGACGGAUAAGUGGCCUUAGGGUAUUUUUGGAAUAAAUUUGAUGGAAAUAAAUGAAUUGAGAGGAAGUUUUCUGGUUA